Molecule: messenger RNA, 915 nt
Organism: Parathielavia appendiculata
Lineage: Eukaryota; Fungi; Ascomycota; Sordariomycetes; Sordariales; Chaetomiaceae
Exons: 2
Coding region: 1-432 (143 amino acids)
Source: RefSeq, a predicted model, not a curated record
AUGUCGCCGUUCGCAACUCCGCCCCGGUCCACUCAAGAAACUCCCCCUCCCACUCCCACUCAGACUCGGCAGUCCACCCAAGAGACACCCACCCCGACUCAGACGCAGGAUUUUGCACGACAUACUUCUUUCACCCCGGCCGGAACCAGCACUCCCUCGAGUGUGCAAACCAACAUACCACUGCUGCCGACGAAUGCCCCGAUUCUGCCAGUGCCCACCCAUCAUCCCCGCCAUGACGAAUAUGCGAAAAAGCCAAUGUGGCGCCAAGUCCUGACGGGGGCCAAUGAGUUUAUGCUUGGGAAGGAAAAGGCAUCGGUGUAUUGGUACGCGAGUCUCAUGUCGGUUCUCGCCGCCCUCGUCGUCACGGGCUCGAGCAUCUUCGGCUGGCCACCGUUGCCAAUCUGGGAAUACCUCCGGCAUGUGACGGGCUAACGGGGAGGACACGCGUUCCUACGAGACGCUGAGUUGGGGGCAUUGUCUCGUAAUGCCUCCAGGAACUGUGAAACAAGCCCGGCGUUUACAGUUGCAUGGGACUGGGGCGGGCAUGGCGAGGGUCAGGAUCACGGCGACGAGGGUACAUUCAUUCAACAGCAUAUUUGUAAUCGUGUGUACGACCAACAAAGUCAAACCCCAACUACGCACUCGCUGCCUCUCGGCCGCAAGAUGACAGUUGACGCUCCGGCUUAAUCGUGAUCAGAUUGUUAUGUGCCUUGUGAUAUUUCGACAGACCACCGAGCGAGUAUGGGGGAGAACCAAGCUCGGUUGCUCCAGCAGAACUGGAGCCGUCGCGGCAAACUCGUUGAGGAAAAGGAGACAGGAAAACAUCACCUACCUUCUUCGUCGAGGACACGACUUGGCAAUCCUCAUCUUCCAUGUUUGAAUUAGCGACGAAUGUCUCGUCUAGGAACCUCGACC